Molecule: messenger RNA, 201 nt
Organism: Rotaria sp. Silwood2
Lineage: Eukaryota; Metazoa; Rotifera; Eurotatoria; Philodinida; Philodinidae
Source: the annotation of a GenBank genome assembly
AUGGCUGAAAGCGAAGAUUUACGUGGUAUUGCUAUUACUCAUCAGAACAAUGGAAAGAAGGCACCAGAAAUUGCAGUUUUAUUAGCAAAACAGGUGCAUCGUAUUUCAAUUCAUCGUUGGAUAUGUCGAUACGAUCUAACUGAGUCAUUUCAUGUAGGAAAAUCAACAGGUAGAAUAAGAAAUGGAAGCACCAAACGAUGA